GACCAGCAGACGCUGCGGCAGGCCCUGGAGUCCCAGUCGGCCCUGCGGCUCGCCGGCGAGGAGUGGCUCGACAGGGCCGGGCACGCGCUGUGGGCGCUGGAGGCCCGGCCCGGCGCCGUGGCGGAGCUCCGCAGGGCCGCGAGGGCGCGCGACAGGAGGGCGCUCGAGGCGGCGUUGGAGGCUGCCGCGGUCUGCGAGGCCCAGAUCGGCAGUGGGCACCUCACUGAGCAGAGGCGUAGGGAGCGGGACGGAUACAUCUUCGGGAACCUCGCGCAGGGGACCCAGACAGCCUACUCCACCGCUUGGCAGCAGUGGCUCUACUUCAUGAGGGAGGUCGAGGAGGUGCUCCUGGAAUGGAUAGCGCACCAGGCCCGCAGAGGGAGGUCGGAGGGCACUAUCCGGGGGAAGCUGCUUGCCGCGCGCCGCUUCCACGUGGAGUUCGGGCGCCCCGACCCCCUAGAACUGGCCCCGCGGGUGUGGCUGGCCCUGGGCGGCCUCCGACGGACGGGGGCCAAGCGGAACUGGAAGUACCCCGUCACGAUCGAGAUGCUGUCAUGGCUCUACAAGAAGUUCAACACCUGGAAGGUCGGGGACGCCUCUUUGUGGGCGGCCAUAGCGGUCGCCUUCUUCUUCAUGUUGAGCGCAUCGGAGUACCUGGCGGACCCCGGCAAACCCUGA
This is a messenger RNA of Prorocentrum cordatum, 678 nucleotides long. The record is from the annotation of a GenBank genome assembly. Lineage: Eukaryota; Dinophyceae; Prorocentrales; Prorocentraceae.